This is a messenger RNA of Amorphotheca resinae ATCC 22711, 816 nucleotides long. RefSeq lists its product as hypothetical. NCBI's taxonomy places the organism in Eukaryota, Fungi, Ascomycota, Leotiomycetes, Helotiales, Amorphothecaceae. The transcript has 3 exons. The record is from RefSeq and is a predicted model, not a curated record. The coding region runs from base 215 to 619 and encodes 134 amino acids.
CGCAGCACACAAGACAACAGAUAAAAGCCUAUGACGGUGUGUAUGCCGUCACGGCGGCAAGGCCCAAGGAAUAUAUAACCUGUACGAAAGUUUCCACGAGAGAUCCGAUGUCUGGCAGAAUCUCCAUAGCGACAAAGUAUUCAGAUCAUUUAUUCUUUGGGUCUUGGUCAUAUGUCUUGGUGCUGUCCGCUGCUACGAAAACGCUGAACAAAUAAUGUCAUCCGGCGAGAAAAAUCGGUACUGGAUACCGAAUCUCGAAAUCAAUAAGAAGGUCAUCACCCAGGAGAUUCAGUAUUAUCUCGGACCAGAGUCUACAGUCAGGCCAUAUACUCGAGAGGGCGAGGAUGGCUUCCUCAUCACCACUCCUGGAGAGUGUCUGACAGAUGAGCAGAUUGACGAUAUCUGUCGCAAGUCCAAGGAAGUGUGGGAGAAACAAGCUGCUGCUCGUUCGAAGAAAGAGUCGGAUAAACAACUCAAACGACCACUUCAUCAACCAGUUGUGGUAUCUCGAGGCUCAAAGUCUGGCUCACCAGGACACCGCCGUCACUCGGAAGAGAGGAGUGAAGGGUCACGCCGUCGCUCAGGCGACAGCUGGCGUGGAGAGAGCUCCAGGAGAUGAAGCAUGAAUGACCAGCCUUGCCGAUACAUGAAGGGCAUUGGAUAUUUUGCGUUGGUUAUUGCAUAGGCAGCUAGCUAUCUUGAGAACGGGAGGAACGGAACAGCGUGAUAGGGGACAAAGAAACCCGGGUGCUUGCCGGGAACUGCAUAGCGUGGGAAUACCUGUUUUGGUUUGAAAAUCUACAGUAUUCGAUUCUU